AUGACUUGGCGAUGCUGCAAAACGCCCAAACCCCCGCGAGCCCUCCCCGGUGCCGGGGGACGCAGCAGCCCCUGCAGCCUCCCAGGCACAGGCACCUAUAGAGCACCGGACCCAUCCCGGGCGACGCUCCCGAGCUGCACCCAGGCUCAGUCCCCGCAGAGCGUCUUGGCGCGACGAAGCCAAGCCAGAGACAGCGACAUCGGAGAGCGGAGCGCGACGUACCUCCGGCGUCAUCCAAGGUCUCCGGCGGGGGACGGAGCUGUGCCGAGGUUGAAUUCGCUUCAGGAACUUCAGCUGCUUGAGAUCAUGUGCAAUUAUUUCCAAGAGCAAACCAAGGAUUCAGUCCGGCAGAUCAUUUUCUCGACUCUCUUCAGCCCUCAAGGAAACAAAGCAGAUGACAGCAGGAUGGCCUUACUGGGAAAGCUGGUUUCCAUGGCAGUGGCUGUGUGCAGGGUUCCUGUUCUGGAGUGUGCUGCCUUCUGGCUGCAGCGAACCCCUGCCGUCUACUGCGUGAGGCUAGCCCGAGCCUUGGUCGAUGACUACUGCAACUUGCUGCCAGGGUCCAUCCAGACGCUGAAGCAGAUAUUCAGUGCCAGCCCUCGCUUCUGCUGCCAGUUCAUUACAUCCGUCACAGCGCUCUAUGACCUCUCUUCAGAUGAUCUCAUCCCUCCUUCGGAUCUGCUCGAGUUGAUUGUUUCCUGGAUCUUUGAAGACCCCCGCUUAAUCCUCAUCACCUUUCUGAACACUCCUAUUGCAGCCAACCUGCCAAUAGGGUUUUUAGAGCUCACCCCACUGACUGGACUGAUCCGUUGGUGCGUGAAGGCCCCCUUGGCUUAUAAAAGGAAGAAGAAAGCGUCUCUCUCAAAUGGACAUCCCCCCAGCAAAAUUGCCAAGGACUCGACUUCAGGAGAAGACAGAGAUUGCCACCAGCUCUAUUCAAAACUGCAUCUAAGUGUCCUGCAGGUCCUUAUGAUGCUUCAGGGGCAUUUAACGGAGAAGAAUCUUUAUGGGCGCCUGGGGCUAGUACCCUUUGACCACGUGGUUCCGCUCGUCGAGGAAAUGAACAGACUGUCUGACGAACUCAAUCCUCUCAAUGCAUCCAAAGAGAUUGAACUGGCUCUAGACAGACUGGCCCAGGCUUUGCAAGUGGCCAUGGCAUCGGGAGCGCUCCUGUGCACCAGAGAUGACCUCAGAACUCUGUGCUCCAGGCUACCGCAUAACAACCUCCUCCAGCUGGUGAUUUCGGGUCCAGUCCAGCAACCGACCCACGGCGCUCUCCCACCAGGAUUUUAUCCUCAUAUCCACACUCCUCCUCUAGGCUACCCCGCGCACGCCGCCCACCCGGCGCUCCCGGCUCACCCAGCGCUCCCGGCUCACCCUGUGCAAACGUUCAUACCUGGAAUGACGUUCCCGUACCGACCUAUUCGCUAA
Messenger RNA from Opisthocomus hoazin, 1431 nucleotides. The record is from RefSeq and is a predicted model, not a curated record. Lineage: Eukaryota; Metazoa; Chordata; Aves; Opisthocomiformes; Opisthocomidae.